UAUUGUGCAUAAUAAUACCACAGUGAGGGGAAAUCUGUAUAUCUAAACGUAGGGGCGUAGCUAGACCGGAAAGAAAUUGUAGGUCCGACUUGCUAGCUGGGAUCGGGUGCAUGAUCCUCCAGAGUUUUCUACAAUGCAUUAAAUGGUCAGGUCGAUGGCGGCUGAUGUUUGUCAUAUUCCUCGCGUUCAGCACCGUCGUCGGAAUCUCAUUCGCGAUGGGCACCAUCUUUCUCGACAUUGAGGCUCACUUCCAGCAGGGACGCACCGCUAUUUCCGGUCUAAUAGCUGGCCUUAUGGGCGUCGUCACCUCACUAGGAAUAGUAAGCGGCGCCGUAAUUCGUCGAACAGGAUUGUUCCGAUCUUCUGUUAUCGCCGCCAUUUUGAUUCCAAUAGGCGUAACGUGCAGCUUUUUCGCCAAACGUCUUGAGCACCUGUACGUCAGCCUCGUUUUGGUUGGAGGUUUGGGUAUUAGUUUAUUAUACGUCGUUUGCAUCACGACCAUUAGUCAAGCGUUUACAGGACGACAACGUCACGUCUGCCUUAGCAUUCUUGGCACAGGAACCGGACUUGCCGGUGUAUUCUAUCCCUUUCUUUUACCCAGUCUUGUGGAGGCUUUCGGGCUCAUGGGAACAUUUCUUGUGCUAGGUGGUGUCUUUCUUAAUGUUUGGACUAUACCCGUUCUCAUUUAUUGGAACCAGCCUAGAAAAAUGACGUCAGAAAUCCCAGACACUACUUGUGACAAUGACAAUGCAAGAUGCGGCCCGAAAGCGGUGAAUACUAUUUGUGCAUCAGGGGCUCUAUAUUGGCAACAGAUAGUAAAUGCUGCUCGGAAAGUAGUUCUCGAAAUGCGAGAAGUGUUGUUCCUAGAAAAUGUGCUCAAUAUGGUAGGAACGGGAUUACUAUUGGCUGUCAAUAACGCUUACCUGACGUUACAGCUUGACAUAGCUAUCUGGCGCGGGUUAUCACGUGAGGUCGGACUGAACGCUUUCGUUGUUGUGAACAGCGUAAACGUAAUAGCCGGUUUAGUUACAGGCCUACUGAAGCAGAUUCCGGGACUCAGCUACUCAUGUUUGCUUAUUGUCGUUGCGGUGUUUGGUCUGGCCGGAAGCCUUCUAAUUCUACUCUCUUCCGGCGCGCCUCUGUAUUUCUUAGCGUCCACCCUCAUUGGUGUCUCCCUCGGUGGCGUCUUGACGUCGUCCCUGAUUGGACUAAAGAUUGUCCGACAGGAGCUGAUCUCGGUGGCGUCAGGGACGCUCAUUACCAUGAUUGGAUUGAUGACGGCCGUGUUGGGGCCUCUUUUGGGAUACUUUCGUGACAUCAGCAGUGACUACAACCUCAUGCUUUACAUCGCCAUUACGAUUGACGUACUGGUUGUGAUUCUUUAUGUCACAGCAUUCCUUGCGAGAAGGCCACGUGGCUAUGACGUCACAAUGGAUACAAGACGAGACACCCCAAAGGCUGAACUUAUUUCAUUCCAUGAUAAUAAAGAGAUGCCUCGGUUUAGCCUUCAUCAGUGAUUAUUAACAUAAAUUUAAAACUCAUGGCAGCAACACCAGGAAAGUUGUAAACAGAACCGUUGAUCGACCCUGACCUACUGACAGCAAAAUAACUGUUAUCCUAAUCCUAAUGCUGUAUACUCGUCCAGCUCGUUAUUAAGAACUGGAAUUGUAAGAUUUUUGUAUUUAAUAUAUUUUGAUCGUGAUACGAAUACCAAUCAAAGGUAUUUGAGAACCAUGAACAAAUUGUAUACAUGAUACUUACAGUGUUACGAAAGAUAAUUUUUCAGGUCAUGCUUAUAUUGAAUAAGUAGAAUUUAAUGUCUUAACUCGAAAAGUGCACAAUUUUUUUUCAUUAAUCCUGGUGUUCCAAUGCCCUUAUAGUUUGAUUCACAAUAAGUACUGCACCUUUAUAAGUUGAACAACAUUUGCAAAAUAAAUGCAACAAAAGCGUUAAUGUUAUCCUCAAAGACACAUUUUAUUCAAUCCAAAAAUUUAGAACUGUUCUAGUACUGGUUUACUUUUAAUUAUAGAAACUUAAACUUUAUCCAAAGACCCAAGAUCAAAGAAGUUUGCUCUUAUAUAUAAAAUAAGAAUGUUUUUGAAGAAUAUUUACAAUUUAUCAAGAAUUUUCACUCAAAUUCUAUAAGAAUCUUGUUAAUUCUAAAACAUUUAGACAUGAGAUAAAUAGAGAAUUUAUGAACAUUCUAAACAUAUCCCCCCAAAAAAACAGUCCAGACCUAUAAUAGGGUUGCAACAUGAAUCUAGAUCAGCUUACAAAAUAGAAUUAAACUAUAUAAUAAUGCAUCAAUGAAUUUAGAAUACAUACCUGUGUAAAAAUCGAAAUGAAAUAUUAUGAAUUUUCAUGUCGAUUUGUCGAAAACUGUCGCGAGAAUGACACUGGCAUGCAUCAUUGUUAUAUUAUAUUAAACGUUUCAUUUGUCAUCUAAAUAGUGAUUGACUUGCAUGUAUGCAUUGCAUAAAACUCAAAUGGUUAAUAAUUGUUUACGUCAAUAAUACAAAGGUGUACCGUAUAAAUAUAAAACAUUAUAUUUCAUUGUACUAUAUUGUCAUAGCAUAACUCUUAAAUGUGCAAUAAUUCAUUGUUUCGCUUACAUUUACAUUAUUUGCUCUGCCGGUGUUAUCAACGGUGCAUUUGCGCCGCCAAUGUCUGUCCCGUUAGUAUGAGGUUUCAUUUAACUCAGGUCACGCGUGCAUUUCAUGCUCGACUACUUAAUAUAUAAAGCGAUGAUAUUUAUAUUCGACAGAAAUAAAUAUUUCUUUAGACCAUUUUUGACAUGUAAAUAAUAAUAUAUUUUUGACAUUACACGUGAAACAUCUUUAUUAAAUAUAAACACAAUAUGAUUAUUGAUAACUAUCUGGAUUUGUGACCAAAAUUGAAAAAUACAUUUGAAGUAAGUUUGUGUUUUUUAAAAGAUUCAUUUACGCUUGAAGAAAGUGUAUGUAUUUGUUUCUCUCAACUCCUAUGUGGAAUUUUAAAACAAGAGAAUGUUUUGUUUUUUUUCCAAAAUGGGAAAAUAAAGAUGCAUGCUUGUAUUUUACUAGCGACCAUAAUAACGACAAAUAUAAACGUUUAAAAUAUGAUAGUUGAUAAUUAAAAAGUUAAUCUAAAUUAAUCUAUAUUUUUCAUGAGCAGUAAUAACAUACAUUUAAGAUACUACUAAAAGAUGUAACCAUUAAUUAUAUGAUCGAUGCAUUUUGUUAAUCAUUUGAUACGUGCUGACGGCGAUCUUUUUAUUUAAUUUUAAGUGAUCUCUACGCAAACAAUGCAGCUUAUUUGUGAAAGCUAUCAAGGUUUGAUGUAAGGAAUCUGACAUCUAAGAAUGUUUCUUUUAUAUCGCCAAUUACAUUAUAUGUUCGAGCUCCGACAAACAAUAUACUGAU
Mya arenaria is the source of this 3401-nucleotide messenger RNA. RefSeq names its product monocarboxylate transporter 6-like. Gene Ontology annotation, biological process: transmembrane transport. NCBI's taxonomy places the organism in Eukaryota, Metazoa, Mollusca, Bivalvia, Myida, Myidae. Gene Ontology annotation, molecular function: monocarboxylic acid transmembrane transporter activity. The transcript has 6 exons. The coding region runs from base 111 to 1517 and encodes 468 amino acids. The record is from RefSeq and is a predicted model, not a curated record.